Messenger RNA from Lolium perenne, 1336 nucleotides. RefSeq names its product thymidine kinase. NCBI's taxonomy places the organism in Eukaryota, Viridiplantae, Streptophyta, Magnoliopsida, Poales, Poaceae. Gene Ontology annotation, biological process: thymidine metabolic process. Gene Ontology annotation, molecular function: thymidine kinase activity; ATP binding. The record is from RefSeq and is a predicted model, not a curated record.
GAAGAACGACUCGACCCACCCUCCACAUGUUCUCCUGUCUUCCCCGCCAAGCCGCCGCCACCUCUUGCGCUCUUCCCUCCAAAACCCUAGCAAAACCACCCCAAAAAUUCCCCGUUCCCUCCACUUCUCCCCUGCGAUUCCCUCCUCAGAAUUUUCAAACCCCAGAUCAAGUCCACCAUGCGCACCCUACGUCUGCUUUGAACCGCUCCAAUUUUGAAGUUUCAUCCUACCUACCCAUUUUUCUUCUCCACAAUUAAUUUUUUUUCUUCCAAAUCUUGUCCCCUCCAUCCAAUCAGCUCUACAAAUUACUCCCCUAUGCGCUCCAUUUCCGCCAUGAGGUCUCUCCUCCUCUGCGCCUCGUCACCCACCUUCCUCCGCUCCAGCGCUUCCGCUCUCCGGACUCCCCUCUCCUCGCUCCCUUUCCGGCCAGAUCUUUCCUGCUCCAAGCUCGGCCCGGCGAGGUUGGUCACUACGGCGGGACCCAAGGCUCGAAUAGGCGGCGGUGGGUCCGUGAUGGACGUCCGAGCAGCGCAGUCUGGCGAGAUUCACGUCAUCGUGGGCCCUAUGUUCGCCGGCAAGACCACCGCGCUGCUCCGCCGCGUCCAGGCCGAAGCCGGCACCGGCAGGACUGUGGCACUUGUAAAGUCUGACAAAGACAAUCGGUAUGGAUUGGACUCUGUUGUAACACAUGAUGGCACAAAGAUGCCAUGCUGGGCUCUACCCAAGCUUUCAUCUUUCCAAGAUAAAUUAGGGACAGAGGCUUACAAUAAGGUAGAUGUCAUAGGUAUUGAUGAAGCCCAGUUCUUUGAUGAUCUUCAUGAUUUCUGCUGCAAAGCUGCUGAUCGUGAUGGAAAAAUUGUUGUAGUUGCAGGUCUAGAUGGUGAUUACAAAAGGAACAAGUUUGGCUCAGUGCUGGACAUCAUCCCCCUUGCUGACUCGGUCACCAAGCUAACUGCACGCUGUGAGUUGUGUGGUCGCCGGGCGUUCUUCACAUUGAGGAAGACACAGGAAACCAAGACUGAACUCAUUGGAGGAGCUGAUGUUUAUAUGCCUGUGUGUAGGCAGCAUUAUUCUGACGGGCAGAUUGUUAUUGAAGCCACGAGGAUUGUUAUGGAUAUUGAGAGAUCCAGUGACCCACGCUGUGUAGUAAGCAGCCAAUAACGUGUUGAAUGUGCUUUCAGCCUAUCUACAAGAUAUUAAUCCCUGUAGCACCAUGGCCGCCUAAUUGUCACAAUAAACAAUAUCAUAUUAUCAUGGCUGAAAUCAGGCAAAUAACAAUUUGAGCAGAUAGUAAAUAUUUACUAGUUGGAAUAUUGAUGAUACUUUUUACUUUGAA